This is a messenger RNA of Dinoponera quadriceps, 2360 nucleotides long. It is a transcript of the gene Tssk, whose product is annotated as testis-specific serine/threonine-protein kinase 3. The coding region runs from base 341 to 1351 and encodes 336 amino acids. The transcript has 3 exons. The record is from RefSeq and is a predicted model, not a curated record. Gene Ontology annotation, biological process: protein phosphorylation; intracellular signal transduction; cellular response to glucose starvation. Gene Ontology annotation, molecular function: ATP binding; protein serine/threonine kinase activity. Lineage: Eukaryota; Metazoa; Arthropoda; Insecta; Hymenoptera; Formicidae.
GGGCCCGGCGUCCAAAAUUUUAAGUGCACCUCGCAGGCAUCCUCAAAUGACCGUGCGGAAACGCCUAGUCGCCGUUUUGAUCCGACGAUAACCGAGGUAACCGUUAUCCGGGUGCUCGUAUCCGUCGACGACCGUGCCGAACCGUUCGAUUUCGAGCGAGCAAAGGCGGGGGUGUCGUCAGGAGAAGAGCGAGGAUAAAUUCAAGGGUAAAUUCUCGGUGACACAUCAUCUCCGAAAGCGAACUCGGGUUGGCGAGAGAAAGGAGACGAUUACAAAGAUCGAAGGCUCGGCCGUAGACCUCCCGGGGACAGUGAUGACGCGUCGAUGAGGAAUCACUGGCAUGGCCACGAUACUCAGCCCCCGAAAGUCGGAGGUCAACGCUCUCGAACAGCGGGGCUAUCUCAUCGGCAAGAAGAUCGGACAGGGGACCUACGCGACCGUUCAUCUGGCGGAGUAUGUCGAUGGCACGAGCUCCAAGAAGAUGCGUCUGGCCUGCAAGAUCUUCGAUAAACAGAAGGCGCCGUCCGACUUCUUGGACAAAUUCUUCCCCCGCGAGCUCGAAAUUCUGACGAAGAUAGAGAAUCCACAUAUAAUUCAAGUGCACAGUAUCCUGCAGCGCGGUCCGCGCGUCUUCAUCUUCAUGCGCUACGCCGACAACGGCGACCUGCUCGACUUCGUGAGGAGCUACGGCAUUGUGCCGGAACAGCAGUCGCGGCUGUGGUUCCGGCAGAUGGCAUCCGGCCUGCACUACCUGCACGGCAAGAACAUCGCCCACCGGGACCUCAAGUGCGAGAACAUACUGCUAUCGCGGAAGUUCAACGUGAAACUGGCGGACUUCGGUUUCGCCAGGUUUUGCGCGGACCACGAGGGCAGGCGGGUGCUCAGCCAGACGUAUUGCGGCUCGGCGGCGUACGCCGCGCCUGAGAUCGUCGCCGGCAUCCCCUACAACCCGAAAUUGGCGGACGUCUGGUCGCUCGGCAUCAUCCUCUACAUCAUGCUCAACGGCCGGAUGCCGUUCGACGACAAGGAUCUGCGGAAGCUCCUGAGGAACCAGAGAUCGCGCAACUGGGUCUUCCGCAUGCGCGUCCGCGACGUUCUGUCCGCCCUCGCCAAGAACAUCGUCCGGCAGAUCCUCGAGCCGGACAUUACCCUGCGGCUGACCCUCGAGCGCGUGUUGGCUCAUGAUUGGGUGAGGGCGAAGAAGGAGAAGACGGGCUCCCUCGCCGGCAGACUGGUCCAUUCGGCGCCGCCGAGUCACGCUCCGGUUACGAUCCACAACGUUCAUUAUUGUUAUCCGCGGCCCACAGAAAUCUUCUCGCGAUUUCGCCCCGUUUCUAUCGACGUCCGUUAAACUCUUAGACGAGGAUUUCAACUUGGAUUAAGGUUUCAAGGGUUGCCAACGGCCUAGAAAUGUGAUGUUAACGUUACGACACGAUCGCCGCUCUUCUUAUAUUCCUCGUGCAAGUAGACUUCACGUAAACGCGAUAUGAAUGCGAUGAGUGCGCGCUGCUCCCUCCUUUACCAUAUUUAACAGAGAAUCCAAGGUGUAUAGACAUUUUUCCGCCAACUUCUAGUAUCCUGUAAGGUCUCUAAAUUUGAUUGAAAUAUUAUAAAAACGUUCUUUGAAAAUUCCCAAUUGUGGAAAAUUCGAUACGUACAAUCUGUAGGAUUUCUGUAUCAGGUAAAGAUUUACAUUAACUGAUAGCUGGGGAUAUAUCAAUUUUGAAAUUUUCUCACAUAUUGGAGCAAUUCAUUUUCACGUGUACUUUCACUGUGUGAAAUCACUUACAAUUUUGUACAGUCGAUAUGACGUAAAUUUUGCAGAAAGAAGUCAGUAUUUGGCCGGCAAAUUUCUCAAGUAUGGCAUCCUCAUAAUCGACGUUGAUAGAAACGGACAAUAGAGUUCCAAAGAUCGUUCCGACUAACAUUGUGUGGUUGUCUUUGCGACUGGCAAUAAGUCGGAGGUACAAUUUCGCGCUUUUCGCACGUGGGGAUUACAUUUGUACAAAAAACGUAACGAACCAUCUGUGUGUUUGUGUACAAUCAGAUGUUCGGAGCCAGUAACUUGAACGGCUCGGUUAUUGCACGCACUGGAAACUUAUCGAGGGCGUUUCCAGUAGUGAAAGAUUCAGACAAUCAGCAUCAAGAAUCCUCGAAGACGGUGAGCAGCUCGAAGAAGGUUCCGCAGCUGCCCAUCACCGGAUAAAAGAGUGGAGGAUACUCGAUACUUUGAUAUUUUGAAGAUAUAUAAACAAUAAGAGACCCACGAGGAACUUGGAACGAUCAUUUUUGAAACUAUUUACACCGUGUGAACGAAUAUUAUUUGUUGAUGGAAUAUUACUUGAUAUUUGAUAUUAAAA